This is a messenger RNA of Momordica charantia (bitter melon), 682 nucleotides long. RefSeq names its product glyoxylate/hydroxypyruvate reductase HPR3-like. Lineage: Eukaryota; Viridiplantae; Streptophyta; Magnoliopsida; Cucurbitales; Cucurbitaceae. Gene Ontology annotation, cellular component: cytosol. The record is from RefSeq and is a predicted model, not a curated record. Gene Ontology annotation, molecular function: NAD binding; glyoxylate reductase (NADPH) activity; hydroxypyruvate reductase [NAD(P)H] activity.
UUUUCUCUGUAAAUUCUAAUCAUUUGUUCCUAAAUGAUGGGAGUGGCUUUGGCUGUGAGGAUACAAGACAACGGGAAUGCGUUUGAUUGGCGAGAGAAUAAUGGAUCCUCAGCUUCCUGAAGUUUUGGCUUUAGGUUCUCCCUUGGUAUUCUCACUUCUGGAAUCCCAAUUCCCAAACAGAUUCCAUUUCCUCAAACCAUGGCUUUCCAAACUCCCACUCCUCCAAUUCCUCACCUCUUAUGCCCAAUCCACACAGGCCCUCAUCAUCCGUGGUGGUGGCUCUAUCAAGCUCACUCCCGCCCUUCUCCACUGCCUCCCCUCGCUCAAGCUCGUCGUCACCUCCAGCGUCGGUGUCGAUCACCUCGACUUGCCCGAAUUGCGCCGCCGCGGGGUCGCCGUUGCCAAUGCUGGAAACAUCUUUUCCGACGAUGUCGCCGAUCUGGCGGUGGGAUUACUCAUCGACGUUCUUAGGAAAGUGUCGGCCGCGGACCGAUUCCUGAGGCAAGGGCUCUGGCCUACAAAAGGAGAGUUUCCUCUCGGGUUAAAGUUGAGCCAGAGACGAAUCGGGAUUAUUGGAUUGGGGAAGAUAGGGAGUGAAGUUGCGAAAAGGCUGGAGGGUUUUGGGUGCAGAAUCUCAUACACUUCAAGGACCAAAAAGCCAUUAGUUCCAUACUCAUACUAU